Molecule: messenger RNA, 2643 nt
Organism: Manis javanica (Malayan pangolin)
Lineage: Eukaryota; Metazoa; Chordata; Mammalia; Pholidota; Manidae
Source: RefSeq, a predicted model, not a curated record
UGUAGAUGACGCCCCGCCCCCCGCCCUAUGGGCGGGGACUGUUACGCAGCUUCCUUAGGUUUGGUACACGCAACGUGCGUCAACACGAUUCGGAGAGGCGUGUUUAAGGAACGGGGCGGCCUCAUGAAUUAUUCAUGAUGCCCCCCACCCCGACCUUUGCCUAUCUACUUAAAAGGGUUUCCGAGGAAGCGGAGGGAUGAACCUAAAAGUACAGGAAUGGAAGGAGCGGGGCGUGCGACCGUCUUCCUACGAACUGUUCUCAAUAGAAUACGAUAGGUCAUUUUAACUCACCACCCCCCCGGGCAAUAGUCUCUGCUGAACUGAAAACAAAACACUAAAACAACCAAAAUUGUCCAACUUCCUCUUCCCCGAAAUGACCGAGUUAGUUGCUCGCUCCUCCGCCUUUUCUUAACCGCGAUCACCACGCCCUCAUCUCCGCCUCCACACCCACAGCCCCGGCCCCAGAGCCUCGUCCACCACCCGACGCCUGCGCACGAACCAACAGCCUGCGGACGGCGACCUGACGCCCACCGUAACAAAUAGCACAAAGAAAGUGUACCUUCUGAGCUGAAUGAUGGCAACACUGCAGAGUAAAGAAGAAUGUGGGAAAGGACCAAAGAAAAUCUUUGCUCCACCUGUACAGAAAUUACAUAGCUUGAUGUCCUACAGCCUUAACUCACCCAAGGAAGAGACCCUGGGAAUCAAUUCCCCAGCGGCAGAGGCCAGACCAAGCCUGCCAAAGGCCAGGUUAGAGAAGAAGAAGGAGAAAGCAACCUCAGAAAAUGGUCCAAGCAAUGGCCAGGAGAAAAAAGGAAAAGUUCAAGACAAGCGAGCAGUGAAGAAAGGAAAGGAAAAAGCAAGUCUUACCAAUGAUGAAUUUGAGGAGAUUGUCCAGAUUGUGCUACAGAAGUCUCUUCAGGAGUGCUUGGAGACUUCCUGUGCCCAGCCCAUAAGAUCUACCCAGUUAGACAAGGAACCAGGAAUUGCUCCUCCUACUACUGAUAAUGCUCAUGCUAAUGGAGGGAGGAUAACAGGACCUGACAUUCUAGAGCUUUCAGCCUCUCAGGAAGAUGGAGUAAUCCCUGAGAUAAAGACAUCUAAGACAGGCCAGCCAGAUCCUGUAUCCUCUGAGAAGAAAUUCAGUAGACUUUCCUUAAGCAAAAGAAAGAAGGAAGCUCAAGAUAAAGUGGAGAAAACCCAAAGUGGACAUGAGCAUAAGCAAAAAGACCAACCAAAGAAAAUAGUUCGGGAUCAUUCUCACAUCAGGGAACAGCAAAAAGGAGAAGAAAGUGGUUUUGGUCAAUGUCAAGUCUGGGUCCAGUGUUCCUCUCCAAACUGUGAGAAAUGGAGGCGGCUUUGUGGGAACAUUGACCCCUCUGUCCUUCCAGUUAAUUGGUCCUGUGACCAGAAUACAGACUUGGAGUAUAAUUGCUGUGAUAUCCCUGAGGAGACCUGGACAGGGCGUGAGAGUGACGUGGCCUAUGCCUCCUACAUCCCAGGAUCCAUCAUCUGGGCCAAGCAAUAUGGUUACCCCUGGUGGCCAGGCAUGGUAGAAUCCGAUCCUGACCUGGGGGAAUAUUUUCUUUUUGCUUCUCAUCUUGAUUCCCUGCCGUCCAAGUACCAUGUGACAUUUUUUGGAGAAAGAGUCUCUCGUGCUUGGAUCCCAGUCAACAUGCUAAAGAACUUCCAGGAGCUGUCCCUAGAGCUAACUGGAGUGAAAAACUGCAGGAACAAGGACUGCAGCCAGAAACUAGGGGCAGCCCUGAUGAUGGCUCGAGAGGCAGAACAGAUCAGUAUUCAGGAGCGGGUUAACUUGUUUGGUUUCCGGAACCGAUUCAAUGGAUCUGACGAUAGUGGGGAAGGAAAAGACUUAAUGCUCUCUGGGCCUAACAGCCCAGAUUCCUGCUUGGAGAAAGAAGAGGAAGAGUCAGAGUUGGAGGAGGAGGAGGAAGAGAAAAAAGACCCAACUUUGCCCAGUCCCAAGCCAGCCAAAAUUCAGUCCAAAAAAUCCAAGGCAAGAGGUAUAGCAAAUGGACAAGAUGGAACCCCUCAAAGGAAGACAGUGAAGAGAUCUCUGGGAAAUGAAUCUGCAGCUCUUCCUGUACCCAUAAUAGGAAGGAAAGGACAUGGGAAUUCAGAUCCUGACCAGCCAGGCCCUACAAAAAAAUUUAAAGCUCCCCAAAUCAAGGCCUCCUUAACCAACUUGUCUGAGGAAAAAGAAUCUAGAAUGGUGCCAAAGGACAUGACCCCCACAGUUCAUUGUGGGGCCUGUCCUGUGGUGGGGAAAGAAGGGCCUGGACCCCAGGAGCUACCAUCUCAGGAGGCUAUAAGUUUCCACCCUGAUGAUGAAGACUCCAGUGACCUGGACCUGGAGCAACUCCUUGAAGAAGUUGGAAAAGACCUGGAACAGAAAGAAGAGCCACAGCUCAGGGAUGAUGCAGAGGAGUUCACCAUGGCCUUCUUCGAGGAAUAGCUGUGUGCUCCUGCUUCCUUCCCACUCUCCAAGCCCCUGCCUUGGGAGCAGGAGAGCCUCUUAGAGGGUCCCUGAGAAGCUGAUAAGUUUGGGGUGUUUGUUGGCUUUGAGGCUAAUGGCUAAAAUCAGAGCUUUGCAGAUUGUGUUUUAAUAAAACAGUUACUGGUUAA